AUGGCGACUCCAAUAACACGAGCACCCAGCGAAGAUGACCUCUCGUCGCCCGAUCCCCUCAACGAUAACCUCUCGUCAGCCCUCUACCCGUCGACAAAUCGCGUGACCCGAAGCCAGCGGUCCCAGCGAUUGUUCUCCGUCGGUGGCCCCGGAACGUCGCCUAGAAAGCAGAUGUUCGAGCUCGAGGUCGGAGACAAUCGCAAGCCGCAACGCCUACUAGUUACCGUUGAAGCCGAGGACGAGUACGAGAAUGUCGGGCGCAGACUAUUCAACGCGCAAACACCCAGCCUCAGGAGAGGCACGACUACAACCACGAUUCCGCUCGGCGGCGAUAAGAGAGCCACGGCGAUCAAGACCCCGGCGCGGAGGGGUCGUCCACCCAAGAAUGCGACGCCGGGACCCAGCGGCGCAGGUACCGGCACCACAACGAGAAAGAGGAAGGGAACACCGAGGGGGACGCCCAGACCGGCGCGCAAACCCAAGAUUGGAGACUCGGACGAUCUGAAUUCAGACAUGACCAUUCCUCAAGGCACGCCGAAAUCCAUAAUGCGCCGCCCACGCGGUUCUAGUCGCCAGGGUUCCACGGAUCCUGCGCCUUCGACAACGCGGCGCCGCGGCAGGCCAAGAAAGGUCGAUUUCAAACCCGACGAAACUAUUCAUACGAUUGAGGACUUCGACCAGGUUGUCCCGCCAUCGGACGAUGUUCUUGCGGCGGGCAUGCAACAGAUGGAUGUGGACUCCACCCCGGCGCGGGAGCAACCGACGGAGAACGUACCAGAGUCUGAUGGGGAUAUCUGGAUGGCAACGAUGGAUGAUGAGACAACCCCGCGGCCGAGGAAUCAUGGAGACACGAGCCAACGGCGCAUCUCGUCCCCCUCCCAUCCCAAAAAGAGCCCGACACCGUUUGAUUCCGACGAUGGCAACGAACCCGCUUACGAUAACUACGACUUUGGCCCAGGACCGGCGAGCGAUAUUUCUUCUCUAGUCGGCGACGAUGCUCAUCCCAGCAGUGGCUCUCGCGACCGAGAUAUGGACACCGUCGCCCAGGGCGAAGACUUCAGCAUGAUCUUUGCGAACUCGAUCCCGUCACUUAAGAGUAGUAUGGGCGUGCAAGCAUCCGGCCCGGAAGACUUUGGCGACGAAACAAAUAUGAUUAUUAACCAGACUCUGGAAUCGCUAAGGCAGAGUGGCGCUUUGCGCCCGGACGACGAAGACGAGGAGGAUGAGGUUGUGGGCAUUCCCACCCAGCAGGCGGAAGAGUCUAGAAUGGAGGUCGAACGUGACGUGACGCUUCAUACCUCGCCAUCGACUAGGAUAGAAGCUCUCAUGGACUCCUUGGUCGACAACUCUGUCGACAUCAAUAAUGAGACGAUCCCCGAUGUGACUGGCGAAGUCAACGUUGAGUCCAUCGUCGAUAUGAGCGCUGUCACCCACUCACCCGUCGAUCUCCCAUCCCUGCCAACUCCCAGGCUUCGCGCACCUUCGUCGGCUGCAGGAAGCGAUGGCACGCCCAGCAAGGGCAAUCAGUCGCCUACCUGGAUCCGGAGCAGCCCUCGCCGCAAGUCUAUCCCGCUGGGUAGGAAGCUCCUCGAGUCCAAGGCACGCCAAAUGGAUGACUCCUUUUCCAGCAUUCCCUCCAAAAUUCUAGCCGCUGCGACACCUGCCAAGAAGACCUCUAGGCGAAGCUCGACCUCAAGACGAAGUUCGGGUGUGAGACGAAGCUCGAUGGCCAACGAGGAGGACUCUGCCGCGUAUGAGGAUGAUUUCUCCGAGAUCCCCGAAGAGUAUUUGGAGGCUGCUACCCCUGGCAGGACGCUGCAACGAGUGGAUGAGACCGAGGUCAACGAGGAAGAAGAUGCCGAAGUUGAGGCACAAGAGGACAGGGGUAUGGAGGAAGUUGAAUUGGCAGAGGAAGAGCCCCCAAAACCUUCUCCGACAAAAAGUGCCGACCGUUCGAAUGCGAAUGUAUUCACUCGCUCAGACUCGAGCAGAAUGCUCACGCCGGACGACACUCUAUCUUCUAAUGAAGUUCCUGUCCCUGACUCCGAUGGCAAAACCAUCGAUGCGCCUCAAACUUCUCCUUUGGCCGAGCAGUCUCAAUUGCCGGGAGAUACGAGCAAGGUCAGGAGUGAGGGCAGAAGCAGAAGCAGAAGCUCUUCUUCUGCAGCAGGGCAACAUCAUCUGCCUGCUGAGAGCUCUCCCCUCGUUUCGCAUUGUUACCUGCCUGAACAGAGAAGCUCUUCUCCCAUGGCUGAGGAGACUUUCCUGCCUGAUCAGCCAAGCUCCCCUAUAGCUGAGCAAACUUUCCUCCCCGAUCAGCGAAGCUCUUCUCCAGUGGCUGAACAAACCCAUCUACCCGAGGGGAGUUCUCCCCCAGUUGUUGGCCAAUCUCAUUAUCCAGAGCGUAGUUCUUCUCCUGCAGCCGAAGAGGCGGACGAACCCGUGGCGCCUCCUGAGAAGAAUGCUGUGAGGAGGAACUCAGUUCGAAGCUCUUCGCUUCCCGUUGGAGACCUGACGACAAACUUGCCUCGUACGGCGAACGAAUACAUUACACCAGUAGGCCCGGCCUCAUCGCCCAUUCCGGCGCCUGCCGGCAACCUCUUAGCACCUCGUGCGCCAUCGCCCGAGGCCGGCUUCCGCCCAACCCUGUCGCCAAUAGUCCGGGCCGGCCGAGCUCUACAGAGCGUCACAUCAGAUGCCUCGUCUCCUCCUCGCCAGAACUCGCUCGGCAGCCCGUUCAGACCGACUACUAGUAGCAGUCAGCUUCAGCCUCAAUCCGCCUCCAAGCCAAGAAACAGCUGGACCCAGCCACUUUCCAACUUGAUCCAGGCAGGCGCUCAGUUCUUCCAGUCUCCCACCAGGCUCUUGGCGCACCCAUCAGUGCCGCAAUCAGUAAAUCAAAGCCAACCCCCGUACGAGGAUCCUUUCGGUGCCGAAGAUAGUCAUAUCGGCCAGCCGAGCUUCAUGGAGGCCCUGGCAAAGAGUGUACGGUCCUCGUCGCCGAGCAGGGCGACAGCACGUCCUAGGUCAAUGUCGGGAUCUCUCCGUGCUGCGCCGGCCGACGAGGCCGAUGAGAUGAGUUGGAUGCAGGAAGAGCCUGCUCCUCGCGAGCAGCCAUUUGCUCCGUCGCGAUCUGUCAACUCCAGCAUGGACGCAAUCGGCAACUCGUUCGGCAGCCAACAGCGCAGCUUUGAAGCUCGACCAAACCUUGAGGCCCAGCGCAGCUUCGAGUCUCAGCCUGGCUUUGAGCGUCAGGACUACGAUGCCGGUGACGAAACCGAGGUUGAAGAACAGGAGCCAGAGGAAGAGGAAGAGCCUGAGGAGGAUUAUGCGGAAGAAGAGGAGGACGAUGACAUCUGGGCAGUUGAGGCUUCACGACCGGCUUCGCAGUCAAGCCGCCAGCGCGACUUUGGCAAGCAAUCCGUCCAAUCGAUCCCUGCCCGCCGCGCUGCCCCAAGCCCGUGGAAGAGAGGCCCCGAAUCACCAAAGAAGCCACCUGUGUUCACCCCAGCUGCGUCUCGUGUCCACGACUUGAUGGCUGAUGACGCUGAGAUUGAGGACUUUUCAAUGCUCUCUCAGCAGCGCAGUCGCCAGAAGCAAAUCCCGCACAAGGCCCUCAAUAUGGCUCAGCACUCGUCCGCUAAGAAGGACCUGUCUGCCUUCUUCUCAUCUCCGGCCCUCUUGCCCGGCACCGAGGGCGUUCGGGACAUCUUGGACGCGAAAAAGCGACAGAACGCCCUCGCUCAGAGGGACCUCUCACAGCCUGCCGAGCGCUUCCCUGGGGGACUAGAGACGAACUCGAUGUUCCCCUCCGUCCCGCAAAAGGCAUUCAACCCAUCCCAGAGUGGGCGAUCAGACCUCUUCUCUCCUGCAAAGUCAAGUGCCGUCAAGCCCGCCAGCGCUGCCAUAAACCCUGACGUUCAAAAUACCCGCCGGGAGCUCUUCGCCUCCAGCCGGAGCCGGCCCAACAUGCGCCAUCAGUCAGAGAUUCCCGACUCUCAGCCCGCAAUGUCGUCCGAGAUCUCCUUCCUCCCCGUCGCUCAGAAGCAGAACUUCACCCCGCGGUCAGGCCAGAAGACCAACAACCUCUUCGCCAAGGCCGCCGCCCCAGUUCCCUCCCUGACCCCGGUGCGUAUGCAGCUCACCCGCGCGGACAUCAAAAAGUGGCAGGAGGAUAGUGCCUCAGCCAUCGCAGAAGACAGUCCCGAGUCCCCGCGCCGCAGCAGCCUCCGCCCCCUGCCCGACAGGAACAUGUCACCUCCAAAGUCCUGCCUGCGCUCCCCCUUGAAGCCGCGCACGCCGGGAAGGGUCGUCGAGUUCACGAGCAGCGUGCUCUCCCCGCUCGCGCAGGCACAAGCUCGCGCCGAGCGGCGCAUGUCCGCCAGCUCCAACGGCAGCGCCGCGGGCCCCGCCGCGGUCGCCUUCGCGCCGCAGCGCAGCAUCACGGUUAUCGAGGAGGACAAGGAGAACGACGUGUCGGAAGAAAACGAGGAGAUGGACGUGUCCGUGACUGACGUGCCCCAAGCGGAUCUCAGCAACCCGCCCAAGCCCGUCGAGAAGCGUCUCUCCCAGACGAUGUGGUCCCGCGACCACUGGCUCUUGAUGGACGAGCUCAUCCACCUGCGCAGGCGGGGCCCCUUCAACUUCCGAUGGCCAGCCGGGUUUCAGUCGAAAUCAGGCUGGUUGCUGGGCAAGUCGGUCAACUCGCACGGGUCCAGUCUGCUUAUGGAGCAGUGGCACCUUGACGUUGUUGACGCCUUCAAGGCCGAGGUUGGCGGGUGGGAUGAGGAGGUGCUGGCCAAAAGGGCCUUUUCGUUGAUCGUGGGAGAGCGGCUCCGCAGGGAGCAGCGCGCGCCUAAAGCACCCUCGGUGAAGUUUGUUUAA
This is a messenger RNA of Colletotrichum aenigma, 4884 nucleotides long. RefSeq lists its product as uncharacterized. The record is from RefSeq and is a predicted model, not a curated record. The coding region runs from base 1 to 4884 and encodes 1627 amino acids. The transcript has a single exon. Lineage: Eukaryota; Fungi; Ascomycota; Sordariomycetes; Glomerellales; Glomerellaceae.